Molecule: messenger RNA, 1845 nt
Organism: Magnolia sinica
Lineage: Eukaryota; Viridiplantae; Streptophyta; Magnoliopsida; Magnoliales; Magnoliaceae
Exons: 5
Coding region: 156-1616 (486 amino acids)
Cellular component (GO): Cul4-RING E3 ubiquitin ligase complex; cytoplasm
Molecular function (GO): protein binding
Source: RefSeq, a predicted model, not a curated record
GACAGGCCCAAGGACGGCGCCUAUGCGGUCUCUCCUCCCCCUCGAAUCUCUGCCGUCCAUGUAUUCGACGUGAGAUCCGACGGCACUGAAUUCUCUUCCUCUCUUUCUCUCUUCACAUUCCUCGAUUCCUCUCUCUAGUUUUCAAAGGAAAAAAGAUGAGGAGGUUUCAGAAGAGGCGACGGACAUUGGACAGCGGAAUCGAAGUGAUACGGCAGCGUGAAGUCGGCGAUCUCACUGCGAGGACCUUCGUCCAUCGCGUCGGAGCAUCUGAGGAUCUUGUUCUGCGAUUUGGUAUCCAUAAGAAGCUGGACAAACAUAGAGGCUGUGUGAACACAGUGAGCUUCAAUGCAGACGGUGACAUUCUCACGUCGGGCUCCGACGAUAGAAUGAUAAUGCUAUGGAACUGGGAGGCAGGGCUUGUUAAAUUGUCAUUCUACUCUGGGCACACGAACAAUGUUCUUCAAGCAAAGAUGAUGCCUUUCACAGAUGAUCAGAGGAUCGUCACCUGUGCUGCAGAUGGCCAGGUGAGACUUGCUCAGCUACUAGAAGGCGGAUCUGUUGACACGGUAAAUCUGGGCAAGCAUGAAGGUCGUGUUCAUAAGUUGGCUAUUGAGCCUGGAAGUCCUUACACAUUUUAUAGCUGUGGUGAAGAUGGGCUGGUACAGCAUUUUGAUCUGCGAACACAAACAGCUACAGGGCUCUUCACUUGCCGUUCUUUUGUCGAUAAAUCACGUCUCAUGCCAAUCAUCCUUCUAAAUGCAAUAGCAAUAGACCCGAGGAACCCAAAUCUCUUUGCAAUUGCUGGAUCAGAUGAAUACGCUCGUGUUUACGAUAUCCGCAAGUAUAAGCGGGAUGGAUCGACCGAUUACGGUCAUCCUACAGACUGCUUCUGUCCCUCACAUCUGAUUGGCUAUGCCUAUGAACGAGCCGGAAUCACAGGACUGGCCUUUUCAGAUCAGAGCGAGCUGCUAGUUUCCUAUAACAAUGAGCAAAUUUAUCUUUUCUCAAAGGACUUAGGAAUAGGACCUGAUCCGGUUUUGGCAUCUUGGUCAUCCAAGGGAUCCGAUGCUGGAACAGGACCUGAUCCAGUUUCAUCAUCUCCAUCCAAUAUGGAUGCUGAUGCUAGACAAGGACCCCAAGUUUACAAGGGGCAUCUGAACUUGGAGACUGUGAAGGGUGUGAGCUUCUUUGGUCCGAAUUGUGAGUAUGUGGUCAGUGGAUCAGAUUGUGGUCGGAUCUUCAUUUGGAGAAAGAGAGGUGGGGACCUCUUGCGCGUUAUGGAAGCCGACAAGCAUGUGGUGAACUGUAUUGAACCUCACCCACAUGUCCCCAUGCUAGCGAGCAGCGGCAUUGAGAAUGACAUCAAGAUAUGGACCCCGAAAGCAACAGAGCGGGCCUCACUGCCUGUAAACCUGGAAGAGGUGAUGGAAAAUGCUUGUGGUCUGUUUCCAGAUGAAAUACAAGAGAAGAAAAUUAUUGUGCCACUUUUUGUCUCUCCAAGACGUGGUGAUGCACAUCCUCCCAUUGCUCAGGCAACAUUUGGCCGAUGGUGGCAGCAGAGACUGGUUGCAGAAUGCAGCAUUAAUGGAGUAUUUAAUGAGUUUUACCGAUGGUGACGAUACCUGGGAUGACAAUGCAGAUCCCUUUUAGCUGAUUUUACGAAUCCAUCAGUCACCAAACUCAUGAGAUUUGUAAAUAUACCAUCAAACAGUUUUCAUUCUCUUUAUUGAACUCGAGCCUAGGCCUGUCAUACUGGCUUCUUUUCUGCACUGGUUCUUUCAUUUCUAAAGUCGGCAUCCUGCAACUGGUUUUCUAACCGUGCCUCCUCAUUUUGUUAAUUGCUAA